Molecule: messenger RNA, 444 nt
Organism: Cucurbita pepo subsp. pepo (vegetable marrow)
Lineage: Eukaryota; Viridiplantae; Streptophyta; Magnoliopsida; Cucurbitales; Cucurbitaceae
Product: chaperone protein dnaJ 20, chloroplastic
Cellular component (GO): chloroplast
Source: RefSeq, a predicted model, not a curated record
AUGGUGGGCACUCCGACCAGGCCGAUGGUGGGCUUGUCCUGCAAGGCUGCUACCACCAAAGGGCCUGAUUAUUACAAAUUGCUGUCGGUGAGUAGCGGCUGCAAUGCAAGCGGUGAAGAGAUCAAGAGGGCUUAUAGAGCCAUGGCUUUGCAGUAUCAUCCUGACCUGGUUUGUGAUCCUUUGCUCAAAGAGCAGUCUACCAAGAUGUUUGUUCAGCUGAAUGCGGCGUACAAGACGCUCUCUGAUCCUGUUCUUAGAAGACAAUAUGAUGACUCUAUGAUGGGUUUGAAUAAUGGGUAUUCCUAUGAGAGAGGAGGCUUUGAGGUGGAUAGAACCGUGUGGCAAAGGCAGAUUCUUGAGCUCAAGCGUCGGUCUGCAUGUCAAAGGGAUCGGUCGGUGUCGUGGGGUGGGAGAAUGCGGGCUCGGAAUUACUCGGAAUGUUAA